CGGGUCCGUAGCCAUUUUGGCUCAAGCCUGCUCGGGCGCGCGCGCGCAGCGUGUGCUUGGGAGCGAUGGCGACGGGAGGGGACCCUCCGCGGUUCCCCCGCUCGCGCGGUGAGCGCAGCGAGGCUGCGCGGCGAGCCCGUGCCGCGGCCGAUGCGGCCGUGCGGCACGCCCGUGCGCGCGCCGGCGAGCUGGAGAAAGAGGUCGCACGCCUCAGGGAGGUCAUCGCGGGCCUCACGGGUGGCGUGCCUGCUGCCGAGCCUGGCUCGUGGCAGGACAGGGAGGCGGCCGCUCGGCCCGCCCUGAUCCUGGCCUCUGGCGGCCGGCCCGUGCCAGGGGCCGUGAGAUUCCGCCGGAACACGGCCUUGCACGCGGCUCGUGCGCCUGCUGCGGGGUUUGCGGCGGCACCGCGGGCUGGCUUGGCCUGGGCGGCGGCGGGUCCGCGCCUUGGAGGCGUGCUCGGCCGGGGGGCGGCGGCCGCCGUCGUGUGCGAGGUCGAGAUCUGCGAGUGCGAGGUGCCCGCGCGGCCCUCCCCUCCGGCCCCGCCGCGACGUGAGCUGCCAGAGGCGGCCGACGCGAGGCGCACGCCGCUUAGCUCCGCGCUCUCGGAGCAGCUCGGCUUGCUGCAGGGCGACCUGGCGAAGGUGUCUGGGCGGAAGGGCGCGCUCGAGGAGGGCGCCGAGCUCACGGUCGAGCUGGAAGCGCUCCCGCAGCGGCUGUGCGCGCUGGAGGACACCGCCGAGCCCAAGGCCGAACUGGAGUCGCUCUCGGAGCAGCCCACGGUCGAGCUGCAGGACGACCUGGCGGCGCGGUCCGUUCGGCAGGGCGCGCUCGAGGAGGGCGCCGAGGCCAGGGGCGAGCUGGAGGUGCUCUUGCAGCGGCCGUGCGCGCAGGAGGCGACCUCCGAGCAGCUGGUCUCGCAGAAGGGCGACCUGGCGGCGCUGUCCGAGCGGCAGGGAGCGCUGGAGGAGGGCACCGAGCCCAAGGGCGAGCGGGAGGUGCUCUCGAAGCCGGCCUCCCGCCACGCGUUCAGUGAGAGCUUGUUUUACUUCCUGGACGAUUUCGCGGUGGCGGCGGUGCUGUGCGUGGCCAUUGGGCCCAAGACGGGAGUUGAGGCACUCCUGAGCUCGGCCGAGGCCCGCUUUCUCGGCGUCCGCCCCAGCACUGCAGGCUGGCCAGAUGCCGAGGAGCGUGAGCGUAUCCUCGAAGGCCGCCUGCAGGUCGUCCAGAUUGCGUGCGGACGCUAAUUCCGUUUGCUCCGUGCAUUUGCAUUUCUUGUAUUUGAAUGUGUACGUGAGCUAACAAUCGGUGCAGCUUCGCUGCUUGCCUUGCGUGCGGACGCUAAUUCCGUUUGCUCCGUGCAUUCGCAUUUCUUGUAUUUGUAUGUGUACGUGAGCUCUUCUGUGCAGAUUCGCUGCUUCUGCAUGCCUCUCGGCACUGCCCGCCCCCGUGGCCCUGGGGCCUAGGCGCCCCCGUUGGCCCUGGCGGGCGUCUGGCGCUCCGCGCCCCCCCUGCGGUGGCCCCUUUCGGGCCCCCAGGGCUGGCCCUUGAGGCCCUGGGGCCAAUGGGCUCCGUGGGCCUCGGGCUUCUUCUAGCCUUCAUAGGCCCCGCACGACACGACACACAGGAGCACGGCAGACUCCACAGGAGCACGGCAGACCACAAAGGAGCACGGCAGACCACACAGGAGCCCGG
Messenger RNA from Prorocentrum cordatum, 1692 nucleotides. NCBI's taxonomy places the organism in Eukaryota, Dinophyceae, Prorocentrales, Prorocentraceae. The record is from the annotation of a GenBank genome assembly.